AUGGUCCUCGCAGGGCUGCUGCUGCUGCUGCUCACCCUGCUAGCUGGCGCUCACCUGCUGUGGGGCCGGUGGAAGCUCAGAAACCUCCACCUCCCACCUCUGGUCCCCGGCUUCCUGCACCUGCUGCAGCCCAACCUCCCCAUCCAUCUGCUGAGCCUGACUCAGAAACUCGGGCCUGUCUACAGGCUUCGCCUUGGGCUGCAAGAGGUGGUGGUGCUAAACUCCAAGAGGACCAUCGAGGAGGCUAUGAUCAGGAAGUGGGUGGACUUUGCCGGGAGACCCCAGAUACCAUCCUACAAGCUGGUGUCUCAGCGCUGCCAGGACAUCUCUCUGGGGGACUACUCUCUGCUCUGGAAGGCCCACAAGAAACUCACCCGCUCAGCCUUGCUGCUGGGCACCCGCAGCUCCAUGGAACCCUGGGUGGAGCAGCUGACCCAGGAGUUUUGUGAGCGCAUGAGAGUCCAGGCCGGUGCUCCCGUGACCAUCCAGAAGGAAUUCUCUCUCCUCACUUGCAGCAUCAUCUGUUAUCUCACUUUUGGAGACAAGGAGGACACCUUAGUACAUGCCUUUCACGACUGUGUUCAGGACUUGAUGAAGACCUGGGACCACUGGUCCAUCCAGAUUUUGGACAUGGUUCCUUUUCUCAGGCUCUUCCCCAACCCUGGGCUCUGGAGGCUGAAGAAGGCCGUAGAGAACAGGGACCACAUGGUGGAGAAGCAGCUGAGGCGCCACAAGGAGAGCAUGGUGGCCGGCCAGUGGAGGGAUAUGAUGGACUACAUGCUCCAGGGGGUAGGGAGGCAAAGAGUAGAAGAGGGCCCGGGACAGCUCCUGGAAGGACACGUGCACAUGUCUGUGGUGGACCUUUUCAUCGGGGGCACUGAAACCACGGCCAGCACCCUCUCCUGGGCGGUGGCCUUCCUACUUCACCACCCCGAGAUUCAGCGCCGCCUUCAGGAGGAGUUGGAUCGCGAGCUGGGCCCCGGAGCCUCGUGCUCCCGAGUCACUUACAAGGACCGUGCUCGGCUUCCUCUGCUUAACGCCACCAUCGCGGAGGUGCUGCGCCUGCGGCCGGUCGUGCCCCUGGCCUUGCCUCACCGCACCACGCGGCCUAGCAGCAUCUUCGGCUACGACAUCCCUGAGGGCAUGGUCGUUAUCCCCAACCUCCAAGGUGCCCACCUGGAUGAGACCGUCUGGGAGCAGCCGCACGAGUUCCGGCCGGACCGCUUCCUGGAGCCGGGCGCGAACACCAGCGCGCUGGCGUUUGGCUGCGGGGCGCGCGUGUGCCUGGGCGAGUCGCUGGCGCGCCUGGAGCUCUUCGUGGUGCUCCUGCGACUGCUGCAGGCCUUCACCCUGCUGCCGCCGCCCGUGGGCGCCCUGCCGUCGCUGCAGCCAGAUCCCUACUGCGGCGUCAACCUCAAGGUCCAGCCUUUCCAGGUGCGGCUGCAGCCCCGGGGGGUUGAGGCCGGGGCCUGUGAGAGCGCCAGUGCCCAGUGA
Budorcas taxicolor (takin) is the source of this 1494-nucleotide messenger RNA. Its product is annotated as steroid 21-hydroxylase. The transcript has 10 exons. The coding region runs from base 1 to 1494 and encodes 497 amino acids. Lineage: Eukaryota; Metazoa; Chordata; Mammalia; Artiodactyla; Bovidae. Gene Ontology annotation, biological process: hormone biosynthetic process; progesterone metabolic process. The record is from RefSeq and is a predicted model, not a curated record. Gene Ontology annotation, molecular function: steroid 17-alpha-monooxygenase activity; iron ion binding; heme binding.